Messenger RNA from Perognathus longimembris pacificus (Pacific pocket mouse), 2202 nucleotides. RefSeq names its product fibronectin type III domain containing 7 (gene Fndc7). NCBI's taxonomy places the organism in Eukaryota, Metazoa, Chordata, Mammalia, Rodentia, Heteromyidae. The record is from RefSeq and is a predicted model, not a curated record. The transcript is spliced from 12 exons. Gene Ontology annotation, molecular function: protein binding. The coding region runs from base 1 to 2202 and encodes 733 amino acids.
AUGGCUGAAGGACAAGAGAAAUGUCUGUCUUUGAUUGGAUUUAGCCUCAUCUGCCUUAAAAUGGUUGUUUCAGCUAAGACAGCUCCGGAAAUACCGGCUAUUGCCCAGGCAUAUUCAAAAGUGAGCAGUAGCAUCACUGUGGAAUGGGCCGCAGUGCCAGGAGCUACCAGUUACCUGCUCACAGCGGAAGAUGGAGACACUGUCAUGGAGACCGUGGUGGCCAGUUCCCCAGGCACUGUGACAGGCCUGAAGGCUGCCACCGUGUAUCAGAUCACCAUCAGGUCCAUCAGUGCUGCUGGGAGAAGCCAGGCUUCUACUCCAAAGCAGGCAAAGACAGUGUUGGCGGCACCAGUUCUAGAAGUAAGCUCUCCGAGUCCGGACUCCAUCCUCGUGCGGUGGGAAGCUGUAUAUAUGGCCACCGGGUUCUCUGUGUCCAUUAUGCGAGCCAAUGGCUUGGGGAGGAUUUGGAAAGAGAAUACUACGAACACGUCCGUGACCUUUAGCAGUUUAGAUGCAGGGACUCUCUACACCAUAAAGGCCUACGCCUGGAAUGCCAACGGAAUCCCCGGGGAUGACGCCACCUGCAACCAGAGAACAAGUCCUCGCGCCCCUGCCAACAUCCAUGUGUCUUUUGACAGUGGGGCUUUGAAGGCAUCUGUGUCGUGGAACCCGGUGGAAGGAGCUUUCAAUUACACUGUGAAGGCACGGAGUGACUCUUCUGAGCAGAGCUGCAGCACGGCCUUGCGUGCUUGCAGCCUCUCUCCCCUGCAGUGUGGCACCGACUACUUCAUCUCUGUGUUCUCCAGUAACGACGCAGGGGCCAGCGAGUCCUCCUCAGCCGUGACCUUGAGGACAGUUGCCUGUGCGCCCGGCAGGGUGACCAUCCUGGAGGACAUCCCUGGCCACCUGUCUGUGACGUGGUCCAGUGUGGAUCGGGGUGACUACUACGUGGCCUUUGUGAAGAGUGAUGAUGGCUUGGAAGUGCACUGCAACACGUCCCUCACACACUGCAAUUUCUUAUCCGAGUGUGGCUUUACUUACUUUAUUAGUGUUUUUGCCUAUAACAAGGCAGGGCAGAGUCCUUUGGGUGAUGUAUUCAAUUAUACCACAGCUCCCUGUUGUCCUAGUGACAUUAACCCCGUGUUAGUGUCCAGUGACAGAGUAGAGAUGGCUUGGUCUCCUGUUCGUGGUGCAGAACUCUACGAGACCAAGGCCAGAGCUGGGUCCAGCGUGGUGGAGUGUAAUGAUACCGUCCCGGCCUGCACGCUCUCGGCUCUACAGUGUGACACCAAGUAUGAGAUCACGGUGUAUUCCUUCAGCGAGAUCCGGGGCAGCAAUAUGUCAUGCUCACCCCAACUGAUCACCACAGCUCCUUGCAGUCCGGAAAUCAAAAGCAUUUCCAGGGAUGAAUCCUCUACAGUUACUGUGCAGUGGCAAGCCGCAAAUGAGGACGCCAGGUACACGGUGACAGCCCGGGGGGCGCAGGGGCUGAUCCGGUGCCAGGGCUCAGGCUGGGCCUGCGCCCUGCGGGGUCUGCCCUGUGGCUCCGUCUUCUCCAUCACCGCGGUGGCGGAAACACCGGCAGGAAAAAGCGCCCCCAGCUACAGCGUCCCCCUGGAAACAGUGCCAUGUUGCCCAGCCGGUCUGAUCAUAACUCAGGUCACCCAAUCAAUCAUCAAUGUGAGCUGGAGUAUUGCGACAGUGGCCCAAACGUACGUGACAGUUCUGGAAUCCCACACCGGGCAGUCCACGUGUCACACCCAUCAGAACCACUGUCUCUUGGGGUGCAUCACCUGCGGCAGCAGCUACACGCUGGGCCUGAAGGCAGUUAGUGCUACGGGGUUGACUUCGGAGUGCAUCUACCAAAGUUAUUCUUCCAGUGCCUGCUGCCCUUUGGGGGUGAAGGUGUAUCGGUUGGGCUCUAAUGGCAUCCGGAUCUACUGGCAAGCCUCCAGGGGCUCCGCCAACUACAGUGCUGACCUUUAUGGCUCCAAAGGUGUCUUCACAUGUGCCCCAAGUGCCGGCCUCCGUUUCUGUGACAUCACCCAAAUUCCCUGCGGGGAUGUAUACACCGUGAUGGUCUCGCCAGUUGCUGAAACAGGACUGAAGCUUACGUUCUGUCCCAAAAAAAUAUAUUCAGUAACCUGCUCUGGAAGUACACUUGGAAUGGUGAUUUACAGAGGGAAGAGGAAUGCAGAAUGA